Trypanosoma theileri is the source of this 6618-nucleotide messenger RNA. RefSeq names its product putative RNA editing associated helicase 2. The record is from RefSeq and is a predicted model, not a curated record. Gene Ontology annotation, molecular function: RNA binding; ATP binding. NCBI's taxonomy places the organism in Eukaryota, Euglenozoa, Kinetoplastea, Trypanosomatida, Trypanosomatidae. The transcript has a single exon. Bases 1 to 6618 code for a protein of 2205 amino acids. Gene Ontology annotation, cellular component: intracellular anatomical structure.
AUGUGGGCACGUUGGUCUUUUGUGGCUUUCCGCUUUUCCGACAGAUUUAUCGCAUUAGCUCCACGUGGUCUGCAGAACUCGAGACGUUUUCUUCAUGCGCAGGAGAUCCAACCGGGUGAGAUUUCCUUUGUGGAGACCGUAUCCAAUUUGAACAUUUCAUUAGAUGAACACUCACAACAAUCGUCGGGGUUUGAGGGAAGUAGUGCAUUACCGCAAAACUUUUUAGAGGCACGUCAUGUGGAUGCAUUUUCACGAGCACGAGUAGUGAAUUUCAUUAAACGUUUCUCACAAGGAGCAGUUACAAGUAGUAAUGAUGUAUUUCAAACACAGGAAGUAGAGGGAGAUGCUGGGGCUUCACUCUAUCAUUCUCGCGUACGAUUACCAUUUCAAACUCCAACAGGUGAGGUAUGGGCACAUGGUCUUGCUUGUAAUAGUAAAGAUGCGGAAUUACUUGCGGCCAUGCAUGCAGAGUACAUUAUUGAUGAAUUUGGUUAUCACAUUUACACACUUCCCUCUAUGCAACGUAAACACGCAGAGGCAGCACGUAAAGCUGGUAGAUGGGCACCAAUGCCAGAUGAUGUAGAUAGAGGUAAAUCAGAUAUUAAAAUUCCUCUUCCCUUACGUCGUGUUGUGGAUCGUGAUGAAACGGAAGGUGGAAAAUGGUUAUUGAUUGAUGUACGUCCAAAUCAUUAUAUUUCACCUUUUCAUACAUUACUUUCUCCUUGUCUUUAUGAUACCACAGCUGUUCAUCGUAUUAAAUCUCUCUUUGAAGAGCAUAAUUUUUCCUUUACACAUCUCUGUACCUCACAAAUGGAAGAACCACUUGAGAAAGGUGGUUUAACCUAUUGUGUCGCUACUGUUGUUUUACCUGCAGAACUCACAACAUUUACUGAGAUUAAAGCACAAGGAAAAGGAUUAACUCGUGAAGUAGCAAUAACACUUGCUUGUAUGCAUGCAGAGUUAGUAUUAGAUGCACAUUCUAUUUCUUUAUUCCCAUCUGAUCCUACACGACAAAAACAACACGCAUUAGCUGCAUGGAGUUAUGGUCGAUCUGCACCACUUCCUGGUGAAGAACAUAAAGAUCCAUCGCAUGUAAUGUGUCCAAUUCCUCUUAAAGAACUAUCAGUGAAACGAGAGAAUCGAGUUUCAUUUAUGAGCUAUGAAGAAGAUCUUGUUAGGCGACACCGUGCACUCACAGAACAGACAUGUGAAUUUACCGAAACUAAUUUUCUAGAUCACAUGGCUGUAGAACAGUUAAAGAUAUUUUUUAAAAAAGAAAAAGUACCAAGAACUGAUCCCUUCUUUGUUGAAGAAAUUCAAGGAUACUAUAAGGCAACAGUAGUACUUCCACUUCCUGAUUUAUAUGGUAUUCGUGGAGGAGUAGGUAUCGCUAUGAACGCAUCUGAAGCCAUUAUAUUAGCUGCCAUGCAUGCCAUUGAUGUGAUGAAUAUACUUGGAUUUAAUAUUAUAAGCGAUAGUGUGGCUCGCAGUGAGUGGAUUACCACCCGAAAAGCCCGAGGUGAAUCUAUACCAGCAGAAACGCAGGAUCCUAAUCUUACUAGUCCCCCAGGAAGGCGAAGAAUUACUACAUCAUCUAAUUCCACAUCUUCUACAGUAGAUAGUGGUAUAAGGAGUAAUAUUCAGGACGACAAGAAGGAUGAAAACAAAUGUGAUGAUAAAACGCAAGAAGAGCCUAAAACAGUAGAGACUCCCAAAAGGCGUGUAGUAAAAAGGGCUAGAGUUGCAACUUCUGUAGAAGAAAAUAGUAGUAAUACUACUGCUUCAAAAGAGGCAGUUCCAGAUACAGAUUACCUUAAGAUACGAGAGACAAUCCCUAAAGAGUUGUGGGAACUUAAACCUGAUAGUCCUGAUGGUUAUAUUAUGGUAUCACCUACAGAUCCUGAGAUAUGUACUCAAUAUGAAUAUGCAUUAUAUUCUCCUCGUCAAAUUGAUUCAGGUGCAAAAACACGUAUUAGAGGAUAUCUUUCAUCCAUGGGUAGACGAGCAGAAGAAGUUUUCUAUGUUCAACGAAUUGAAGCCGAAGAUAAUGGAGGACAACAAAUUUGUCGUUGUGCUUUAAAUCUUCCUGUACCACGUCGAUUCGGAGAUCGAAUAGCCCUUGGUGAAGCUGUAGAUCCAAAAGAUGCCGAAAGUCUUGCAGCUAUGCAUGCUGAACUUAUUCUUGAUACUCUUGGUGUCCCACUUUAUGCAGAUGUUAUACUACAACGUCGACAUGUUGAUUUAUGCACAAAAAGUGGAAGAUAUGCACCCUUAAUGGGUGUAAAAGGAGGUAAUAAUAAUAAUAAUAAUAAUAAUAAUAAUAAUAAUAAUAAUAAUAAUAUUCCAUCUGAUACCCCUUCACCACCACCUCUUCGUCGUGAAGUAGUAGGUUCUAUUCAUUGGGAAAAUAAAAUGAAAAAGAAACGUAGUCCUAUUAUAGUUACUAAAAAAGAUACUACAAAUGCUACACAAAAUAUAAUUAAUAAUACUUGUGAAGAAUCAGAAUCUGUACCUAGUCCUGAAGAAAGACGUGAUUAUACCUUUGUUCAGGAGAAAGAAUUAGAUAUUGUUUGUCGUGCACGUGUACAGUAUUAUUUACGUCGAAAAGGUAUUAAUAAACUAGAAGCUGAAUUUCGUAUGGAGUUAAGAGGACUUGGAAAUGUAUUACAUGUAGCAGAGCUUACAGUUCCUGUUCCAGAGACAUUUGGAAAACGUGUAGCUCAUGGUUCUGCAUUAACUAAACGUGAUGCUGAAAUACUCUGUUGGAUGCAUGCGGAACGAAUAAUAGAUGCAUUAGGUUUGUGUAUGUUUGAUAAUCUUCCUAAACUUCAGAUGAGACAUGCACAACGUGUACAAAGUCUUGGACGUUGGGCACCGCUUGUAGGUGAAAAUGCCAUAAAACCACCAGAUACUUCUUCACCACUUCCUUUAACACUUGGAACUGCUCCAGAAAAACCACCAUUUCCAAUUUUACCAUCAAAUUUAUUACAACAUUGGACACAAUAUGUGGAAGAAUGUCAACGAUAUAUUGAAGUAAACACUAUGCGAGAGCAUAAUAUAUUUUAUGAAAUGGAAAAAAGUCCUCGAACUUGUGAUGAACUUUAUGAUGCUGCCUUGGAAGAAUCUGAGUCUGUCCCUAUUGAUGCGGAGGCAAAGAAUACCCUUCAACGGUAUUGUACAGUUGCCAAUGUCACGUAUCCUGCGUUUUGGCGAUCCCGCAUGGUUGGACCUGUUUCUCGCCGUGUGUGCCUCACCACGGUGGAGGUGCCCGGCCACGAGCACGUGAUGGCCUCUGGUGUGGCGCUCAACAAGGACGCCUCGCAGCGGCGGGCGGCGAUGCACGUCUUGUCGCUGCUGAAGCGCAUUGAGCCGGACUUUGCGGAGAUUGAAAAGAAACUGAAGGCGGAGGUGUCGGAGCGGCUCACGCUGCUGGACCCGCUGCAGCUCCUCAGCGACGAGGCGACGACGGCGGCGUCCCCCAAGCGGCCCGGACGCUCCCCGCGGCGCCCCGUCGGCAAUUGGGACCCCGUCGCGAAGGACUUCUCGCACGACGGCAAAGUCCGCAUCAUUGAACUCUUCACUGUCUGUUUUGGCCUCCCGCCGCCCGUCGUUGGGCACCGCAGCCGCCGCGAGGGGCCGUUCGUCCGGCACGCGACUACCGUCGAAGUCGUCGACGAGGACGGCCGCCGGUGGGUCGGCGAGGGCCGCGAGGCGGGGCCGCGAUUUAACGAACCAGCUGCCUACGAUCAUCUCUUUUCUCAACUCUCACGGGGUGUGGCAGGGUUUCAGGCACUCAUGGAUCUCAUUCGAACACACAGAUACUUGGAUCCGGAGCACAUCGCUAAUGUCGCUCUCACAGAUGCACAAAAAGAGCGUAUUCAACGUGUUGUACAAAGUCUACCAGAUGUGGAGGAAGAAGAGGAAGUGGCUCAACCACAGCGAUGGAAGGAGGCAGAAGGUGAAUUAUCUGGUUUAUUAGCUCGUGUAGCUUUAGAUACCUCUCAGAGGAUGCAAGAAUCACAGUUUCUUAUAGAUAAAUUACAGAAGAAAUUAACAAGUGAAGAGUAUCAAUUGAAGUAUGCUGCUCAGAGGCAACGGUUAAGUAUACAUGGUAAACGAGAAGAAAUUUUAAGUGCCAUUGAAAAUAGUCAAAUUGUUAUUAUUUGUGGUACAACAGGUUGUGGUAAAACGACACAAGUACCACAAUAUAUUUUGGAUAAUAUGACUGAAAAAGGUAAAGGAGGUGAUUGUUCUAUUGUUAUUACACAACCUAGAAGAUUAAGUGCAGUUUCUAUUUCUCAACGUGUAGCUACUGAACGAUUAGAAAGUAUAGGUGAAACAUGUGGUUAUUCUAUUCGUUUAGAUAGUAAACCAGGACGUAAUAUUAAUUUUUGUACUUCAGGUAUUUUACUUCGUUUACUACAUAGUACUCCUUCCUUAAAUGGAAUUAAUUAUCUUAUUAUUGAUGAAAUACAUGAACGUGAUAUUAAUUCAGAUUUUUUGCUUAUACUUUUACGUCAACUUUUACGUCGUCGAAAAGAUCUUCAUGUUAUUUUAAUGAGUGCAACAUUACAAGCUGAACAAUUUGGAAAAUAUUUUAAUAAUGCACCUAUUAUUAAUGUAGAAGGUUAUGUACAUCCUGUACAAGAAUUAUUUGUAGAGGAUUUAGUCCCUAUUGCUGCUGAACAAAAUGUUAUGCCACCUUUACUAAAAGAAGCUGCAUCUGUACUUGAAAAGGAAGAAGCAAAUGGUAUUUCAAGAAACAUUGAAAAUUUAAGUUUAACUCCUACUGCGAAAUAUGGUUUUCUAGAAGCUACUUCUGAAAUUGAUUAUAUUACUAUUCAAUUCGCCAUUGAUCAUGCUGUACGUUCACUUGAUUUAACAGAUUCUUCCGUUUUAGUAUUUCUUCCAGGAUGGGAUGAAAUUACAAAAGCGAAAGAAAUUCUUGAACGUAAUACAAAGUUUUAUAUUAUUUGUUUACAUUCUUCUGUAGGUGCAGAAGAACAAAUGCGAUGUUUUUUACCUGCCCCAGAAGGAAAAGUAAAGUUAAUUCUUUCUACAAAUAUUGCUGAAAGUGGUGUAACUAUUGAUGAUGUUGCUGCUGUUAUAGAUGUUGGUAGAGCAAAGGAAAAAUCAUACGUUAUGCGAAAAGGAACUACAUCUGUUGGUAGAAAUGAAAUGGGAUCUAUGUCUCAGUUAGUAACCGUAUAUGCUAGUCGUGCUAAUUGUGUACAACGACGUGGUCGUGCUGGGCGUACUCGUCCUGGUAUGUGUAUACGUCUUUAUUCGAGAAAACACUUUCAAACUGUACAUGAUUUUCAAACUCCUGAAAUGCUUCGUACACAUCUUGAUGCUCUCUGUUUACAUAUCCUCGCACUUGACUUGGGAGACCCGGCGGAAUUCCUGCAAGAAGCUAUUGAACCUCCCUCUGCAGAUAAUAUUGAAGCCGCAAUGAUGAGACUUCAGGAACUUGGAGCCACAACAUCAAGACGACAGUUAACUCCACUUGGAUUACGACUUUCACGACUUCCUGUUGCUCCCAAGGUAGGGAAAAUGAUUAUUAUGGGAGCUUUAUUAAAAUGUUUAGACUCUGCGUUAACGAUUGCUGCUGUAACUGAUACGGAUGUUUUUAUAAGUGCACGUGAACAUCGUGAUGCUGUUCGUCUACAUAAGGAAGAUCUAUCUUUCAAUACCCAAUCAGAUGUUAUUGCUUCUGUUAAUGCAUUUAAUUUUUGGGUAAUUGCACAUUAUGAAAAAACACCAGCAGAAGUUGUAUAUGAUCUUCAGGAACGAAUGCUUAGUGUUCCUCAACUUCUUACUGUAUCCAAGUAUAAAAAACAAUUUUUUGAUAUUCUUGCAGGAAGUGGAUUUUUAGGACCUGAUAUAAAUAUAAGGAGGACUAGGGAUGAUUCUCGAGCUGAUAUUUUUGUAGAAAACUCGGAGUGCUCUGAUGAUGCUCAAAAUGUUGGUUUAGUGAAAUGUGUAGUUGCAUCUGGUUUAUUCCCAAAUGUUGUAAUGAAUCGAGGGAAACGAAUGAUGAGAAAUAAACUUGCAGAUCGUUUAGCACCAUCUACAGCAUCUGUAGUACAUCGUACUUCUCAAGAUGAUAUUACACAACCUUUUUUUGUAUAUGAUGAAUUAGCCAAAUCUAAUGAAUCUGAACGUUUACAUGUACGUGGACUCACAAAUGUCCCAUUGUGGACUAUUCUUCUUAUGGGUACAAGUAGUAUGCCAGUUUCCUACCGUGAUGAUUUGAAUCUUGCUGUAGUAGAUGAGUGGAUUAUGUUCCGCGCUACAUUUGGGACACUUGAACUUAUUCGAAAGUUUAGACGAUCUCUUAACGUAUGUCUUAGUCGUAAAUUUACGGAUCCAAAUAACAAGGAAAAUAAUGAAAUACUGGAAGAGUUACGACUUAUCAUUAAGGAGCUUGUAAGUACACCGUUUAAACCAAACGAUCUAUCCGAUAAAGUAUGGGAAGAGAAGGGAAUUAUUCUUGAACCACGUAAACAAACAAAAAAGGAAACUUUACCAUUACAACAGGAUGAAUCGUCAGCAACCACAAUAAGAAAAGAAGAAGAAGAAGAAAAGGAAAAGGAAAUGAUGACCUCAAGUGAGUAA